GGAAUAAAUGUCGGUUUGCUUUUGUUAAGGGCGAUACUCACGCUAGUGUAAAAAGUAUUUUUAGGGCAAAUUAUGUGCUUUUUUUCGGCAUUUAGGUAGGUUAAAUGAAGUGAAAUCAAGUUGAAGCGGAAAAACCAUUUGUCAUACAAACAAGGAGCCGUCGGAGGGAUUUCACUGAGACACACAGGAAACAUUACAGUUUCUGGAAGAGGAGUGAAUAUCUAGUUUCCUCACAACAAUACCGCAUUAUAUUAUAAUUAUCGUAUAUUAAACCAUAGAUUCAGCUAAGAUAUAAUCAUACUACUCUAGUUUAUUUGAUAAAAACAAGUCAAGUCAACAAAGAUGCUGAUUAAAGUGAAGACUCUCACAGGCAAAGAGAUAGAGAUUGAUAUAGAGCCCACAGAUAAGGUGGAGAGGAUUAAAGAAAGGGUGGAGGAGAAAGAAGGGAUCCCUCCGCAGCAGCAGAGGUUGAUCUACAGUGGGAAACAGAUGAACGAUGAGAAAACAGCGGCAGACUAUAAAAUCCAGGGAGGCUCUGUUCUCCAUCUGGUACUUGCCCUGCGAGGAGGACAGGCGCUCCGCUCUCCCAGAAGCCUUUGCUCCAAGCCUGCGUUGUAGCCGUCGCUUGGAAACAUGCCUUAGCUUUUUGGCGAUGCCUACACUAAGCAGAUACACGGAAGUCACACGGCCACGUGUUGCGGAAUCACCUGGCGGCAUCGUAGGCGAUACAGAGCCAUCGGUAGGAAGAGUUAGAUCAGGUUCUACUUGUGGGCAGCCACUUUCCCUGCAGCCAAAAAUGUGUUGGCUGCAAACACCUCCCACACUGUAACAUUAUCGUGGCGAGACACUCCCAUGUGUUUAAAGCUGGCAGAAAAGUUACUUUCAGAAUUAAACAAAGCUUUGGCUAAAGAUUUACAACCCCAGAGCUAAUUUGAUUGCUACAGUGUUCAUGUCAUUCUCUGUCUCUCUGCAUGUAAGCACCUAUCUUUGUUCCACUGAUGAUUAAAACAGAGAUAGUUUAAAGAUGCUUCAGGGAAACCCAUCCCUGGAUUGCAAUCUUUGCCUUCAGAGUGUGACACAAACUACGGUUUACUUUGUUUCUGCUUCAUCCAUGUUUUAAUGUGUUCUCUGCAAGUUGCCUCACUUAGUAUAAUUAUCCGAGGCCACAGGGUGUAUCCGCAUAUCAGAAGUUGUUUUAUCUUGUGAAGCACCCAGCAGCAUAGUUAAAGGAAUAGUUUGACGUUUUAGAAAAAACAUUAUUGGUAUCAAUCUACUGUAACUCUAAAUGUCAAACUAUUCCUAUAAGGGAAAGAGAGAAGUAAAGGACAUGUUUUGUGUCUCCCGCCACUAAUUCUAAAUCAUGUAGCACAGAGUUUGCUUGACACCUGCUUCAUAAGUAGACUCCCCUUUUAGUAGGAUAAUGUUUUCUAUAAUUUCAUAUGAUUUUAAUUUAGGAGCAAAUUCGUUUUUUUGUGCUGAUCGCACAUUUCUCUGUUGUAAAAAGUCACAUAAUGUGCCAUCUAUUGUCUGACAAUGGCCUCAGUUUACAUGGAUAUUGUUAGGUUUGUUUGUGCGUUUGCUGUGUCAGCACCAUGUUUCCCCUCCACCCCCUCGAUGUGUACAGAAUCGUGUGACAUGGACCUACGCUGUGGAUCAGUUUGUCAGUAGAAUAAACGUAUGUUAAUGCUGAA
Molecule: messenger RNA, 1691 nt
Organism: Sebastes umbrosus (honeycomb rockfish)
Lineage: Eukaryota; Metazoa; Chordata; Actinopteri; Perciformes; Sebastidae
Gene: nedd8
Product: NEDD8 ubiquitin like modifier
Exons: 4
Coding region: 343-618 (91 amino acids)
Biological process (GO): modification-dependent protein catabolic process; regulation of proteolysis; protein neddylation
Cellular component (GO): cytoplasm; nucleus
Molecular function (GO): protein tag activity; ubiquitin protein ligase binding
Source: RefSeq, a predicted model, not a curated record